AAAAGCGAAAAAAGUGGUGAAAACUCGACGACAACUCCACUGAAGAGGAUAUAUAAAGACAGAACGCAUGACACGAAUGGAAAGCCCUUAAGAUCUAAACAUUUUAUGUGUGAAUACAUUGGAUGUGAGAAAACGUUUGGCGAAAGUGAAACACUUUUGGCACACAUUCGGGUCAGACAUACAAUGGAGCGGCCGUUCGGGUGUGACGUUUGCCACAAGAGAUUCCCUACGGAGAGGUGUCUUCGGGUGCAUAAGAAGAUCCAUACGGAGGACAACCGAAAGUACCGGUGCUCUUGGGUUGGCUGUGACUCCACUUUUCGCACCAAAAGUUGUCUUCAGACUCACAUGCAAUCACAUGAACAGCGGCGACAAUACCCGUGCGAUGAAUGUGACCAACGAUUUAAUAGGAAAGGGAUUCUGUAUGCGCACAGACUAACGCACUCCGGCGCCCGACCGUACACUUGUGAUUGGCCCGCCUGUGAGGCCACGUAUAAGGACUUAAAUAUGCUUAAGCGUCACAAAGAGACACAUCUGGGAGUCAAACAGUAUGUCUGCGAUAGAGAGGGUUGUGGUAAA
Molecule: messenger RNA, 576 nt
Organism: Medioppia subpectinata
Lineage: Eukaryota; Metazoa; Arthropoda; Arachnida; Sarcoptiformes; Oppiidae
Source: the annotation of a GenBank genome assembly